UCCUGGGAUCCUUUCGUCUGCAUGUUCUCCUUGUGUCCAACAGGUUCUCCUAAAUUCCAACAGGUCCUCAGGUUUACCGCAGUUACACAAAUUGAUGUAUGUGUAAAGAUAGUCAGAUCUAUUUAUGAUCCCAGACCCCGAGAACUGCCAUGCAACAAAACAAUAAACCUUCUAAACUGAGGAGGGGAUCUCUUUGAUCUGAGGAGAGAAAGUCACCUGUUCAGCUGCCCAGUCACCCAUCCUGGAGCCCCCUCUUUCCCUUCUGGGGAGAUGUAAGUGGACUGCUGACUUGUUUGUGAUCAUGUCUUUAUGAGUACAGCAGCAGUGUUUGGGUGCAAAUCUGCUUUGUCUUCAGUAUCAGCUGCAUUUUCUUGACAUGAUCAAGUGUUUGUUUAUUUUUUAGGGGGGAAAAGCAAAUCUUUUGGGUAUAAUUAUGGGACCAAUCAGGGCAGUACCAGUAUAGCGUAGAACCAUCAUGUAGAACAAUUCUGGACCACUGAGAUGAAGGUUUGAUGCAAAAUAUAUUUUUUGUGAAAAAAAAGGGAAUGUCAGAAGAAUGAGAGGUUUGGAACAGCAUGCAUCCAGUGGCUCUUAAGAGGUAAUACUGUAUGUUAAAGAAGGACCGCCUUCACGCGUCGCCUUGGCAACGGGUGAGAAAAAAAAAACGUAUUGCACAGGAAUCAUCGGGGCGCAGUUCAGUCACCUUGAGCAGGUAACUAUGCAUUCACGAGAAUAUAGUGUGUAGAUCCGACAUAGCGAUGCACGGCAUGAGCAGAGCUCGGUAGACGAUGCAGGAUAGUCGCGCGCGCCUGAGGACCGCGGACAGCUCGGCGCGCGCCUCGCAGGAGAGGAAUAUGCGCCGUGGUUUCUGCUUUCCUGCUCUCGGAUGAGAGAUCUUUGCGCCUUUUUUUUCGCCCCCCCAGGAGGAGCUCGACUCGUCGUGUUCUCUCGCCCGAGGAGCGUUGAGGUUGGAAGUGGAGGAAAAGUUGAUUUUGAUGGUCAUAUAUGAAGAUCUGGACUCCGGCGCGCAGACAUGCCCAUGCACCCCGUCACCUCCACGUUGAUGUACCGAGGGAUCUGCACCAUCCCAGACAUCCUCUCGUACGGGACACCGGUCAACCUACCUGAAGAUGAGGUUGAGGAGAUUCGGGAAGCAUUUAAGGUGUUUGAUCGCGAUGGGAACGGCUUCAUUUCUAAGCAGGAGCUGGGCAUGGCCAUGCGCUCUCUGGGCUACAUGCCCAAUGAGGUGGAGCUGGAGGUCAUCAUCCAGAGACUGGACAUGGAUGGAGAUGGGCAAGUGGACUUUGAGGAGUUUGUGACACUCCUGGGGCCAAAGAUCUCCGCAGCCGGAAUGCCUGACAAGUUCAACGGCACCGAUUUCGACUCUGUGUUCUGGAAGUGCGACAUGCAGAAGCUCACUGUAGACGAGCUGAAGCGUCUGCUUUACGAGACCUUCUGCGAUCACCUGACCAUGAAAGACAUCGAAACCAUCAUCAUGACAGAGGAGAACCACAUUGAGAAUCCUGAGGACUGCCAAGUGGACAUCGACUCGGAGAGUCCGACACAACAGGUGAAACAGACGUGUGUAAGGAAGAGUCUGAUCUGCGCCUUCGCCAUCGCUUUCAUCAUCAGCGUCAUGCUUAUCGCAGCCAAUCAGGUGCUCCGAAGCGGCAUGAAAUAACGUCGGCAUCCAAUCACAAACCUGCGAACAUUCGACAUUGACUGGAAUCAGCACUGUAAAAAAAAAAAUAUUGCAUUACAUGAACCAUAAGAUUCAAUUUGUAAUUCAUUUAAUUGCAAAUUUGUAAUAAGUACUGAAUCUGUUUUACACAGACCUUCAGCUGAAUACAGUAAAUGAGGGAAAAAAAAAUACAAAGGAUUAAAAAAGAAAAAGACUGUUUGAUUGGAUCCACAUCCUGAUCAGGUCAUGCGACUUAAGAAACUUUCAUUUCUCAAUGGCCUGGAUGUACCAGAUGCAUGGAAACCUCCAAUCCAGGACCUUCCUCCUCCUUGUUCUCGUCCUCAUCUUCGUCCUCCUCCUUCAGUGCAUGAAGUGAUGAAGUGAUGCAUGGACUUCUAGUAGUCUUAUAGCAUCUGUCGUUCUAUCUUUAUGCCAGUGAAGGAGUCAAGGAGGUCUGAUUUUUAAAGACUUGAAAUAUACCCUCUAUAAAGCGUGCUGGUCCAUGUGCAUGACUACAAGGGCUGUUCAGGAUAUGCUCAUGUUGUAAAAUGUGUGUGUGGGUGUGUUAUGUGUUGUUUAUCAGUUUCUGUGCUUUCUUUCAUGUUGCACUGAGCACAUUGUAAUAAUAUUUCACACUGCCAAAGGGGGCGCAGCAGCCCUGAAGUCUUCUUAUGGUGAUGUAGGUUCUGUAUUUCUUCUGGAACUGGGAACCAGACGUUGACAACCCUUAAGAUUUGACUUAAUUUGACUUAGUAAUGACAAUUUGAUCUCCUGUGCUUUAUUUUCUCCUGACUGCAAAAGUAUGUCUUCAUUGGACUUCACAUUUAAGUCUGUCUUUAAAUAUUUAGCAAUAACCUUACAACAGAUUCUCUAGUUUAAGGUUUUGGAACUUUUUAGACUACCAUUACAUAGCCAUUAGAAAACAAACAACCCGAAUUGGUAAUUGGCCCAGUGAUUUUGAUUAGUUAUUCCAUCUUUAGUAGAAAGUUUUUUUCCCACCAGGCUUUCAAAAAAACGUCACCUUUUUAUUUUCAUUUUUAAUAACAGUAGAAAUAAAUCUUAACCAAAUUUGAGAAAGAUUCAUUUUAAUAAAAUCAUUUUGAUGUGGAAGCAAUAAUCAUGUUUACUCUUAAAACUGAAGGUUUUUCAAUAGUUCUUUGUCAAGGUGUAUGGUCCUGUGAAGAACCUUUUACAUCCAUAGAACCAAAAAAAGGUCAUUUAUACCCAAUAAUCUUAAUUGUCAACCAUAUACAGUACAGCACAUUUUCCUCCAGGGCCAAGGUGCUACAAAAAAACCACAAGAAUUAACACAGGAUAAGACAAAAAAUAGAACAAACAGAUCUUUAUACAGGACAUUACAUAGAUUGCAUGUAUGCAACUUUGUGCAAACAACAUUCAGUGCAACAACACAACACAACACAACAAUGAUGCAGCACCAACCAGUAUACAGAGUAUGUAUACAACUGUGAGAUGUGCAAAUAAAUUGUCAAUAUAAAUAAUAACAAUAAUAAUAAUGAUAAUAAAUACUGCACAUGGAAACGUCUUAUUAUGAUUUAGCAACAGGGAUUUGUAUUAUAAUAUUAAUAGCCCCGCCCCCACCCAAAUCAAUUUACUAAAUUGGACUAAAAAGUUAGAAGUUGGAAAAUUUUAAACAAUGUGCAUAUUUGUUAGUUUUAAUCAUUUACUGAAAGAUUCUUUGAGCAACCAAAAAUGGCUCUUCUAUGGCAUUGCUGUGAAAAUUUCUUACUGACUUUUCCCCCUUUAUUCUUACUACAGAGUAGUCAAUUUUUUUUAACUGGGAUUGGAAUCAGUAAAGCAGCAUUGACAAAACUGUGUCUUUACAGCUUCAGCAUGCCUACCAGCUUUUUCUAGGUUGGCCACUUUGGUUUUAGAUUGCAAACUUUCCCAAAAAAUAGCACAAAGAAACUGUAAGGUGAAAUGGGAAGACGAAAGAUUGGGUCACACUCAGGAUUUCAAGGUGUACAGCAAUAUGUUUGACUUGAUCAAGACACGAAAGCAGCAGGAUAUAGAUUGCUUUGAAAAGUUUGUACAUCUCUCCUUGCACUCCAAGAUAUACAUUAUAGAUGCGCAAAAGAGGUCACAAUCUCAAGAGAUGUUAACUGCAGGUUCUCCGUUUCUAGAAAAACGCAAAGCAGGUCUGGUUCAAGACAUAAAUCUUUAUGUUUGGCCAGAAAUUUAAAUUUUUAAAUGCGUUUUGAAGAUGACAAAACCUAUAACCUAUCUAUUAUUGCUUACAAAUAAUGGGGACUUAUAGCAUGCCAGUUUAGUCUUUGCACAGCCUGUUUCUACAUCACACACUUGCUUUAAAAAACAGCUAUGAACUAUGUCUCAAACUUGCUUGUCUGCGACAUAACCAAAAGCUUCUUGAUCCUUCAAUAAAUUUGUGUUGUGAAAUUUUCCAGAACCAAACUAAACUAAAAAGUCUUCAUUUGAAAAACAUACCAGUAGCAUUGAUUUUCUUGUGUAUAGUAUUCCUUUGUAAGUAUUGAUUAAGUAAAUUACUAAGCAUACCCAUGACAAAUGCCUUUCAGUUAGUGACACAAAACUUAAUGAAAUCUCAGACACCGCAUGACAGCAUGGUUAAUUAGUAAAAGAGCAUUGUAGCGAGAGCUAAAUCUUCCAGUAAUACAGCUCAGCCACCGCAGCUCAUCAGCUCUAAUUCUCCUUCCGUUCCUUUUGUCCUAAUCAAAUAGAUAAUCUUAUAGGUCUUUUAUGAUUUUUUUGCUUCAAUGACAAAGAAAUUUGUGUGUGUGUUAUCGGAAAAAUAAAAUUUGACAGUAUAUAUGACUCCAGAAACUCACAUUAUUAAUAUGAGACGAAGCUGAUCAAUUAGGAUUCACAUUAGCGAACCGUUUAUGUGCAAAUUUCCACAAAUAAGAGUGAAAUUUUGUAAAAAAACUAAAAUAAAAUUACGAAUAGCAAAUGUCUAUAUGUGUAAAUGCUCCAAAUGACUUAAAAAUAAGUUUGUUAUAUACUGUAGCUUAGUGAAGGAUGUCUUGUGUCUUUUUAGGCAAGUGUGUGAUUAUUUUACUAUUCUGUUCAGCCACCAGUUGCUGGUUGGUUUUCUUUAUGUUAGCAACAGUAGGCUCAAACUGUCAACAUUACAUGAGUGAGCAAGCAUCAAACACCAAAAAAAAUAAAUAAAAAAUUCAACAUUUUAUUUUUCUGCAAAUCACUAUGCAUAACCCAAGCGGUCAACCCUAUGUACAGUAAUAGUUUCCUCUCAUUAAUCACAACAACCUUUGCACUGCUGAUGCAUGAUCAUGUGUCAGAGAUGACACAAUACUAGAUGGGUGCACUGAGUGCAUCUUACCAACGAUUUACUGUGAUUUCAGGAAAUGACUUUGAUAAGUUGCGACUGUCCAGACACAAUGUAUUAUAGAAAAAAAAAAGAUGCUAUAGAUAUAUAAAAUAGAUUCGAUACAUAUUUUGAAAUGUUAUGUACUGAAAACCUAUUGCAGUUUAUUCACAUCCUAUUCGGAAAUGUAUUCCUGUAUAUUUAAUCUCACGAGUGGGUUUAAUCACCACCUGAAAAAUCCACCCUGUUAUUCAUGAUGUAGUAAGCUGUAUGUCUGGGUUUGUUCAUGACGCAUUUCCUAGGCUUUUUAAAUAUUGCCUUGGGUAAGAGUGUGUGUGUGUGUGUGUGUGUGUG
This is a messenger RNA of Silurus meridionalis, 5354 nucleotides long. RefSeq names its product calcium-binding protein 7 (gene cabp7a). Gene Ontology annotation, molecular function: calcium ion binding. The transcript has 5 exons. The coding region runs from base 1034 to 1681 and encodes 215 amino acids. Lineage: Eukaryota; Metazoa; Chordata; Actinopteri; Siluriformes; Siluridae. The record is from RefSeq and is a predicted model, not a curated record.